CAUGCAAAUGGUAUUGUGCCUUUUAGGCUAUAUGUGUUUAACCUAAUUGGGUUUGUGAACAUAUGGCUGUUUCUACUAUAUUUUAUGUAUGGUUUAAUGGCCAUCUUUUGUAUGUUAUGUAUUAUAGAGCUUCUUAACAAUUUGACGCUUUUCAUGAGCAGAUAUAGUCUUUUUUUUUAUUUAGGCGAAUCAAGUGCGGUUUAA
This is a messenger RNA of Gilbertella persicaria, 204 nucleotides long. RefSeq lists its product as uncharacterized. The annotation marks the transcript as partial. The transcript has a single exon. The record is from RefSeq and is a predicted model, not a curated record. Lineage: Eukaryota; Fungi; Mucoromycota; Mucoromycetes; Mucorales; Choanephoraceae.